Lemur catta (Ring-tailed lemur) is the source of this 1465-nucleotide messenger RNA. RefSeq names its product CD209 antigen-like protein 2. The transcript is spliced from 7 exons. The record is from RefSeq and is a predicted model, not a curated record. The coding region runs from base 77 to 967 and encodes 296 amino acids. NCBI's taxonomy places the organism in Eukaryota, Metazoa, Chordata, Mammalia, Primates, Lemuridae.
GGAGUGAGGAUCUUGGGGUGGGGAAUGAAAACUGUAGUUCCCAGGAGACCUGGACGUUGCAGGACAGUGAGUUGACAUGAGUGACUCUAAAGAGCUGGGGCUCCUGGAGGAGGAACGGCUGACAGGCAGCAGCAGUGCAUUUUUUGCAGGAGACUUAGGAUCACACCAGACUCCUGGAUGCAGAAGCUCUGCAGGGUGUCUGGGCCGUGGCCCCCUGGUGCUGCUGUUUCUGGCCUUCAUGCUCCUUGCUGUGCUUCUGGUGACCAUUGUCAUCCAAGUCUCCAAGCUUCCCAGCUCCCUGGGGCAAGAGCAAUCCAGGCAGGAGGCGAUCUACCAGGAACUGACCCGGCUGAAGGCUGGACCCUGUGAGUUUCCAGAAAGGUCCAGGCAGGAGAAGAUCCACCAGGAACUGACCCAGCUGAAGGAUGCAGUCGACCACCUGUGUCGCCCCUGUCCCUGGGACUGGACAUUCUUCCAAGGAAACUGUUACUUCUUCUCCAACUCCCAACGGAGCUGGCACGACUCCAUCACCGCCUGCCAGGAGGUGGGGGCCCAGCUGGUUGUCAUCAAAGGCGAGGAGGAGCAGAACUUCCUACAGCUGCAGAGUUCCGGGAGGAACCGCUUCUCCUGGAUUGGGAUGUCAGACCUGACUCAUGAAGGGACGUGGCAGUGGGUGGAUGGUUCGCCUCUGCCGCCCAGGGGCUUUGCAGCUUCACCAAGCAUUGGAACAGCGGGGAGCCCAACAACAUCGGGGAGGAAGACUGUGUGGAAAUAUUCAGCCAGGGCUGGAACGACCACAGAUGCGAUACUGCCAAAUUCUGGAUCUGCAAAAAGUCUGCCGCCUCUUGCUCCAGGGAGGAAGGGCGGGUUCCUUCCUCAGCCCCUGCUGCCCCAACCCAGUCUGCUGAAGAGUAGAAUGUUCCCCACUUGUAAGGCAGGGUUCCUCCUCCCCUACCCCGGACCUUAACAAAGCCCUGAAAAAAUCCUCAUCCCCUGUGGGCCUGGGUCCCCUUCCGUCCUUCCUCUGAUGCCUGGCGGUUCUCCUGCCUCCGAGGUUGUGGUUCCUGCCCCUCCUGGGAGCUUUCGCAGUGACCUGGUGUGGGCGCAUUCAGGGCGUGGUGUGCUCCGUCAAUCUACUCUCUCUUCUCCCCAACAUCAGAAUAUUUGAAUGGCCAUGUGUAGCUGCCACGUGCCCGGGGCUUCACGCCCUCUGAGCACACCUUCCUUGUGCUCACCUUCCACCUCCCACCCCUGCACGCCUUUGCCUGAGCACUUGCUGGUUGCAAGAAGUCAUCUUGCAGGCUGGAAGCGCCAGGUUAUUAAAUGCCCCAGUUACCCAGUGGCACCUGUAGAUGGCAUGGAGCCCUCUCAGUAGCCCCCCACACAUCUAUUUUUUGCUGUUCUUGCAUCUCUUCUGUUUGACUCUUCCUGAGUUGUAUCCUUCAUAAUAAAUUGAUACAUACAA